This is a messenger RNA of Protopterus annectens (West African lungfish), 1071 nucleotides long. RefSeq names its product galactose-3-O-sulfotransferase 2-like. The transcript has 3 exons. The coding region runs from base 1 to 1071 and encodes 356 amino acids. The record is from RefSeq and is a predicted model, not a curated record. NCBI's taxonomy places the organism in Eukaryota, Metazoa, Chordata, Ceratodontiformes, Protopteridae. Gene Ontology annotation, molecular function: galactosylceramide sulfotransferase activity. Gene Ontology annotation, cellular component: membrane. Gene Ontology annotation, biological process: glycolipid biosynthetic process; glycoprotein biosynthetic process.
AUGAAAGAACCAUCUUUACUGGGAUACGGAGUUUCUAGUUAUAGGUCAUGCAGCCCAAAAACUCAUCUCAUGUUCCUGAAGACACAUAAAACAGGUAGCACUACUGUUCAAAAUAUCCUGUUCCGGUAUGCAGACGGAAACAACCUCAGUGUAGCUCUAUCACGGACUGGAAGUAUACACCUGGGCUAUCCACAGCUCUUCUCAGAAGAUUUUGUGAAGCGCUCAGAGACUGGGCAGAAGUUUGAUAUUAUGGCUAACCACCUGAAGUUUAACCUUCCAGAGAUAUCAAAGGUGAUGCAUUAUGAUACGUUCUACUUUUCAAUAAUCCGUAACCCUAUCUUUCUGGCAGAAUCAUCUUCUGUGUAUUUUAACACACUCAAUGGGGCAAAAGACUUAAAUGAAUAUAUGAAGUCCCCAAUGAGCUAUUAUGAUCCAAGUAACGUGUUUAGCUUUUUAGCUAAGAACUCCAUGUGGUAUGACUUUGGAUUUGACCACAAUCAUAAAAAUGAGGCUGAAUAUUUUGAGUUAGCUAUUGGACAAAUUGAGAGUGCCUUUCACCUUAUUCUUCUCAGUGAGUAUUUUGAUGAGUCAAUGAUUCUUUUGAAAGAAGUUCUGUGCUGGAAUAUGGAUGAUGUAAUUUACUUCAAGCUGAAUGGAAGGAGUCGUGCCACUAUCCAAAAUCUAAAUUGGGAGACUAUUGAAAAGCUGAAGGUAUGGAAUUCAUUGGACUGGAAGAUGUAUUUACAUUUUAACAAAACAUUCUGGAGAACAAUUAGCAAAGUAGUUGGACUAAAAAGGUUGGAAAAGGAAGUGCAGUUAUUGAAACAGAAACAAAAAGAUCUGUUGAAUAUUUGUGUCCAAGGUGGAACUGCAUUGAGACCUCAUGAAAUUAUGAACUCAGUUUUCAAACCUUUACAAGUUGGCAAUUCAGAAAUCCUUGGUUACAAUCUCAGAACAGGCCUAAAAAAUAAUGUCCAUAAACAAUGUGAAAGUAUGAUCCUUCCAGAACCUGAAUUUACACAGCAAAUUUAUGAAAAGCAGUAUCACAAAAAAGUAAAGCUACAUGUUUAA